CCGCUCAGGGGAGUGGCAAGGGUUGCAUUUGGCGUCGCGCUUCACACGUUUUCUUAUGGGCAAACAAGGACCGACACCUACACGCGUCCCGGCACAUUAUACCUCUUUCUUCAUUGGGACUCGCACGUCAUGGAUCAUGGGUCACGUCAGUCAGGCAAGCCAUCAUCGUCUUCCGAAUCGCCUUAAUGUACGUUAACUCGCAGACCAUCCUCCGGUUAUGAGGAUGGUGGGUGGCAUAAGGAACAAUAUAGCAUUUUGCUCACACCUAUCGCUCGUUGUCCCCGCAAAACCAUCAAGGAAGACGAUGAUGGCAGCCGUGAAGUGUUCCUAUGACGAGUUACUCUCACUCGACGAGGCUGCCUUCUUCUCGGUUGAUGCACUGGUAUCUGACGACCCUCUGCCGAGCCAUGUUGGGACGAUAGGGGGGUUAGCAAGGCCAGCGGUCCCAACACCGCCGCCUGGUCUCGGUCACCUUUCAAGAACGGCAUCACCGGCUCCGCGGCAAGCGCCCAUUCCGGUGGUACCUGCUACUCCACUUACGCCUGCUGCCCCGAAGCCUGCGGUUCCGACCAUGGCCAACAUUGUUCGGACGUCGUCCCCGGACCAGACCCCCCAUAAAAAGGCUGCCGGGACGGAGGCCAAGAAGAAUAUCAAGGCUUUGGCAGUCGAGAGUGGCCUGUCCAAAGACAUCGCGUCGCAAGCAUCUCCGUCCAAGGGCAAGCCUCUGUUACAUGAAGAAGAUUUCCCUGCGUUGGAUGCCGUCAAGGGGAUUUCCACGCGGCCUGGCACACCGUCCAGGUCUGCCGUUGCAACACCAAAGAUUGCUCCAGCCAGCAUCAAGAAGCCCCAACAAGAGGCACCAACUGCAACUCCGACCCCGUUGGCCGAGGCGCCCAAGCCCAUGUCCAAGGCUGCCGAGAAGAAACCGAUGCCGGGCGUCUUGAACAUUGCCGCGGCCACCAAAGCGGCUCAGUCGAAGCAGCCAGAGGCAGGUACGGCAGAACAGUCGGAAUCGUCCGCAUUCCCCGCCUUGCCAACUCCGACAACUGCCAGUGUCGCAUCUCCCAUUACGAGAGCUGCACCUAAGACUCUACGUGUCGUCUCGACUCCGAAGGCGGAAGUACCACCGGCCCUGCAUUCUGGCACCGCCUCCGCUGCCGCCAGAGCCGUGUCUACCGCUCACGGUCGGCCCGGAACACCAGCGAGUGAGAUCAUCAGCGACAGUGCAUCCAUCGUAUCGGCAUCUGUUUCUGCAUCCCGCACGAGUUCGCCUCCUCCCACCAGGAUCGGGACAGCGCCCGUCCGCACUACGACGAAGAGCCAGCAGCGUAAACAACGCAAGGAGGCCCACAAGGAACAAUCGGCCACCAUUGCUGUGGUGCCGAAAGUAGCGGAAGCCGAGGAGCAAGCGCCCAUCAUUGGUCGCAAGAAGAAACAGAAGAAGGAGAAGCCGGUCACCACACCCCCGGCAGUGCCUAAGAAAGCUGCCGAGCGCGCAGCGACGCCGCCUCCCCCGCCGAAGGAGCCUACCCCUCCUCCCAAGCCCGUCGUCGAGACAACGAUCGUUGAUCUGCCACCUCCAAAGGGCAAAGCUGCCAAGAACGCCGCUAAGAUGGCAAAGGCAGCCGAAGAGAAGGGUAAGAGCAAAGAGGCACCUGCGACAACUACGCCUUCGCCUCCAGCGCCGACUGCCGUCGCGGCGCCCGAAGAGUCGCAAGACAUUGGAGACAACCCCAAGACCAUCCCGGAAGUCGUCUUCCAGGACCUUGUCAGUGCCGGUGAGGCUCCUCCUCCCGACGCCCUUGCGCUGCUCAAGCCGCUCGCCGAGCAGAACACCCGCAUUGAUCGAGCGCAUGCCGCUGCGGCGCAUGGCACCAGCCCGCCUCCGUCGACCGCAACUAAGAAUAUGAUCGCGGAAGCAGACCACGCCGUUCUUAUGACAGGCCAGCCGGUUCGUAAAGUGAUUGACGGCCACCGCGUGCUCAUCACGCCCAACGGUGACUGUGUCCGCAAUCUCACCGAGGAGGAGGAAGAUAGAUACCUGGAGCUUCAAAAGCGUGUUGCCGUGGCCAGCGAGCAGCCCGACAGUUUUGUUGCACCCCGCCACCAAGCUCGCCCUGGUGGCUUCUCCCUCAUCAAGGGACGUGCUGUGCCCAACGGGCCUCCGUCAUACUUCCCGCCAUCCCCCAACGCACAGAAAAUGUUCUCCGACGACCCGGUCAACAAGAUCCAGCGCGAGGAGGCCAUCAGCUACAUCAACCAGUUUGUCCUGCCACGACUCAACCUCGGCAACACCAACUUGUUCCCGGGCAGCUGGAAGUCUGCGCCGGGCGCUAAGGAUGCUCUCUCGGCGCGUGAGACCGCUGCUGCCAGCCUCAACUCGCUUGCUCCCUACAUCUACGGCCAUGACGCCGCCGCCGGAGCGGGCAUAUACUCGGCCGAGAGCGGCGGUUCGGGCAAGGACAUUCCCGAAGACGAGACGCCCUUUGGCGGCCUGGACUCGCCGCACCACCAGGGUAGCGAGGUCGCCGUCGCGAGCGCCUCGGCCUCUGCCGCGGCUGCUGCUGCCGCGCAGGCCCAUGCCCACGGCGGCAGCGCGCACCCCAAGCUCCCCGGCACGCCUCUUAAUGCCAUGUCGCUUAUGAGCGUCGAGGACGCAGAGACGGCGCUGGGGCUGGCGCGCAAGGAGACGGAGAAGCUCGAGAAGGGUCUGAACCAGGCCAUUAAGCGUAACCGGAGACUGCUUCUCGGCGGCAGGUGACUAGCCGUGAGUCUGAUCGAGUUUGUCGAGAGGGCUAUCGUGGCCGUGGCAAUGCAGACGCUGGUGUUG
This is a messenger RNA of Colletotrichum navitas, 2830 nucleotides long. RefSeq lists its product as uncharacterized. NCBI's taxonomy places the organism in Eukaryota, Fungi, Ascomycota, Sordariomycetes, Glomerellales, Glomerellaceae. The record is from RefSeq and is a predicted model, not a curated record. The transcript has 2 exons. The coding region runs from base 218 to 2761 and encodes 847 amino acids.